AUGAUACGGGUGAAGAAUCUCGGUGACGUGAGGUGGUACUCUGGAUGUUUUUAUGAGAGGGAUUGGGAUGCAGGGACUUUGAAUAUCUCGCAGCAGACGUACGCUAAAGAGUUGGGGAUGGAGUCCAGGGUGGAGUACGGGAAGGAAAUUCCUCUUCCUGUAGGGUUGAAGCUUUCAGAGUUUGACCAGGAUGAGGAAGUGGCCGCAAACAGUAUCAUGGCCUUUCGCGAGCUGAUAGGAUCACUGAUGUGGCUGGCAACGCAAACGAGGCCAGAUAUCGCGAAUGCAGUAAGAGCGGUAGCACGGUAUUGUGCUCCUCCCAAAGAAAUUCAUUGGAGAGCAGGUCCUGGUAUUUUGGGGUAUGUGGUAAUGACUAGUGACUUGGGGAUUACAUUCAGGAGGGUUAGUGUAGCAGGGUUGAGCAUGGAGGUGUUUGCAGAUGCAGACUAUGCAAGCAAGGCUGCCGAAAGGAGGUCUAUGUCAGGAGGCUUGGUGAUGUGUGUUGGGGGGAUGUAUUUCUUGGUUUCAAGGACGCAGAAGUGCGUUACGUUGAGCACGACAGAGGCGGAGUAUGUCUCCCUUGCGGAUGUGAUGAAGGAAGUGUCGUUUCUGAGGCAGGUAUGGCGUUUCAUGUUGCCAGAAGCAGGUAUGCCGUGCAUUCCGGUGUUCGAGGAUAACCAGGGGGCUAUUCAGUUGGCGCAGAACCCGAUUAGCAACAGUAUCUCGAAGCACAUCGACGUAAGGCACCACUAUAUCAGGGAACUGGUAGGCAGGAAGGAGAUUUCGAUUUUUCACGUGGAAUCAGCGUAUCAACAUGCUGGCUUCCUCACGAAGGCACUUCACGUCGGAGAUUUUGAGUUUCAUCGUAAUUUCGUGAUGAGUGUGGGACAGGAACGGUAGAUUUGGAUGUAUUUGUGUUUGAUAGAAAAAACUAGGGUGGCAUUAUUUUACAUUUUUGCCUAUGGUCAUCUCAAUGAAUGGUGCUCUAGGAUGGGGGGGCAGUUGGAUCGCUAUGAUUAUCUAAAAAUACAACGGAAUGAUCGGGGAUGGAAAUAUAUUUCUAGCCCAGAAGGCUAUUGUUGCAGAUUUGAGUUGUGUUUUGGAUUUUUUUCUUGUGUUUUGGAGAUACUGAAAGAUCAUGAAGACAUGUCAUAGCCACAAGCAGGGGGGCUGAUAG
This is a messenger RNA of Ectocarpus sp. CCAP 1310/34, 1177 nucleotides long. The record is from the annotation of a GenBank genome assembly. NCBI's taxonomy places the organism in Eukaryota, Phaeophyceae, Ectocarpales, Ectocarpaceae.